This is a messenger RNA of Eriocheir sinensis (Chinese mitten crab), 3477 nucleotides long. RefSeq names its product mitochondrial inner membrane protein OXA1L-like (gene OXA1L). Gene Ontology annotation, cellular component: mitochondrial inner membrane. The record is from RefSeq and is a predicted model, not a curated record. The coding region runs from base 67 to 1506 and encodes 479 amino acids. Gene Ontology annotation, molecular function: membrane insertase activity. Gene Ontology annotation, biological process: protein insertion into mitochondrial inner membrane from matrix; mitochondrial respiratory chain complex IV assembly. Lineage: Eukaryota; Metazoa; Arthropoda; Malacostraca; Decapoda; Varunidae. The transcript has 10 exons.
CUCUUGCUCUUGCUGUACAGUCUUGGUCUCGGUCUUGGCACUCGGCGCGGCACAAGGUAAACAAACAUGAUGGCCUCCCUCCGGCUGGCCUCACGCGGGACAUUUUUUGUGGUGCUGCCCCGCUGCCCGGCGCCCACGUGCAGGGUGUUCCUGAAGGAGUCACCAUGUCGGGCAAUUACUGCCGCCGCCGCCUCCAGCUACCACACACGGUCAUCAUGUUGGGGGAGGCAAGGAGUGGGUGGGGGGCUGCCUCGCUCCCCCCUCCACUCCUUCCCCCGCCCCCCAGCCUCCUCACACCUCCUCACCCGCACCGCCCUCGCCUCCCCCCUCCUCCUCCCCUCCACGCCAACACACCGACACAUGAGCUCCUUCAGUGAGACGAUCAGGAACGUAUUCUCAGUGCGAGCGUCGUCACCCCCGGCUGAGGGUGUGGCUGGUUUUGUGGACGAGGCAGCAAUACCACCACCUCCAGCGCCAUCUGUUGCCGACGCAGUUGAGUACAUCCCGCUUCCGCCUGCCCCACCUGAAGCCGUGGCCCCGGUCCUCAAUGCCCUUGGGGAGCCCACCUUCCAGAGCAUGGGGCUGGGCGGCUGGACCCCCAUCGGCCUUAUCCAGAGCGCCCUUGAGACGCUUCACGUCACCUGCGACCUCCCGUGGUGGGGAACCAUUGCCAUCGCCACCGUCAUCCUCCGCACCCUCAUCUUCCCGCUGGUGGUUGUGUCACAGCGCAACGCCGCCAAGAUGAACAACUACAUGCCCCAGCUGCAGGUCCUCCAGAUGAAGAUGACCGAGGCGAGGAAUGCCGGCGACCAGCUCAACGCGGCGCGGUACAGCCAAGAGAUGGUGAUCUUCAUGAAGGAGAAGAACCUGAGCCCGAUGAGGAACAUACUGGUGCCUCUUGCCCAGGCGCCCAUCUUCAUCAGCAUGUUCAUAGGGCUGCGGCGGAUGGCCAACCUGCCCGUGGAGAGCCUGGGGCAGGGUGGCAUGUGGUGGUUCGUUGACCUCACCCUGCCUGACGCAUACUACCUCCUGCCGAUCAUCACCUCAUGUACCAUGCUGGCCACGAUAGAGCUUGGCACUGAUGGGGCCAGACUGUCCGGGCAGAACAUGCAGUAUAUGAAGUAUGUGUUGAGGGCAAUGCCACUCUUCAUCUUCCCCUUCACCAUCAACUUCCCAGCUGCUGUCUUGUGUUACUGGGUGUCGACAAACUUCUUCUCGCUGAUCCAAGUUGGCUUCCUGCGCAUCCCAGCCAUCAGGGAGUACUUCAGGAUAGAGAAGCUCGUCGCCCACAAGAAGGAGUCUCUGCCGCAGAAGGACAAGAAGGGGCCAGUGGAAGGCUUCAAGGAGUCCUGGCGGAACAUGAAGAUCUCCAGGGAAAUUGAGGACCGUCAGCGCUACGACGAGAUCAGGUUCAAGAAGGCGGGAACGGGGCCUGUCGUGCGGACCUACAAGCACGACCCAACGAAGAAGGUCAUCAACGUGCAGGCCAAGGUCAAGGCCAAGUGAGGAGGGAAGGUGAGGGAGGAGAAAGUGAUCGUGUUCGAAAUUAGAAGUGAAAAUGAGAACGCUUGUAACAGAAGUGAGUAGGGACAGUGAGCAAUUUUAUGUUCGUCCAUAGAAGUGAAGGUGAAGAGAAGGUGAGAAGAUUGUGAAAGUGAAAGUGAAAGUGAGUGUGUGUGUGUGUGUGUGUGUGUGUAGAAGGGAAGGUGAGAAGCGAUAAGAAAGUGAUCAUGUUUUUGAGUAGAAGUGAAAAUGAGAAGGUUUUGUAAGGGUUAAGGUUUGAAAGAGAAAGUGAAGGAGGGCUUUAGGAAGGCAAUAGAGGGAAAGAAAAUGAGUGUUAGUUAAUAGAAGUGAAAAUGAGAAGUUUUUUGAAGGUUUAAGGUUUGAAAAGAAAGUGAAGGCAAUUAGAGGGAAAGAAAAUGACUUAGUUAAUAGAAAUGAAAAUGAGAAGGUUUUGUAAGGGUUAGUGUUUGAAAGAGAAAGUGAAGGAGGGCUUUAGGAAGGCAAUAGAGGGGAAGAAAAUGAUUGUUAGUUAAUAGAAAUGAAAGUGAGGUUUUGUAAGGGUUAGGGUUGGAAAAGAAAGUGAGAAGAGUUUGUGAAGGUGAGAGGAAAGAAAGUGAAAGUGAGGAGGGGUUUGGGAAGGUGACAAAGAAAAUGAAAGUGAUCAGGUUUAUCAAUAAGUUAAAAUGAGAAGGAAUGGAAAAGAAAGUGAGAAGGGUUUGGGAAGGUGAGAGGAAAGGAAGUGAAAGUGAGGAGGGCUGUGGGAAGGUGACAAAGAAAAAGAAAGUGAUCAGGCUUAUCAAUACAAGUGAAAAUGAGAAGGGUUGGAGGUGAAAGUGAAGAGGGUUGAGAAAGAAGGUGAGAAAGGUAAAGAAAGUGAAUAUGUUUAUCAGUAGAAAGUGAGGAUACAGUGAAAAUGAAAGUGAGUGUGUGUGUAGAAAGGAAGCGAAGAUGAUGAAUGCUUGUAUAUAUAUGUCCAGGGAAGAUGAAGGGACUGAGAGAAGGUCUGCAAGAAAGUGAGGGAAGGAAAAUGAAGGCGCUAUAUGCAGAAAGGAAGGCGAAGGGGAGACAUUAGAGUGUGCUUAUAGAUCGAACAAAAAUGACGCCAUGUAGUUAUGAAGAGAAUGGGAAGAGAGAAGAAAAAUAUAAAAAAAGGUGUAUAUAAGAAGGGAAGCAAGAGUAUAUAUUUGAAGCCAAGAGGAAUGUAAAAUAAGCAAGUCUUUCCUCUUAAUUGAGUCUCAGUUUGAAGGAAGGAGAUGAUGAAGGCAGGAGGUGGUAUGAGGGUGGAAGGGAGGAUUGGGAAUAGGGUGGAGGAGUGAGUAAAAAGGAAGGAAGGAAUAAGAGUUGAAAAUACUAUUGUUAUUUAAGGAAGACUGGAGGAGGAAGGGAAGAAAAGAAAAAAGGGUUUGUUAUUAGUGAAGGAAAUAGAGUUGAAAGUACCAUUGUUAUUUAUAGAAGACUGGAAGAGGAGGAAGAGGAAGAGGAGGGAAGAAAAAGAAAAAAAAGGCUUGUUAUCAGUGAAGGAAAUAGAGUUGAAAGUAAUGUUCUUAAUUAUAGAAGACUGGAAGAGGAGGAAAAGGAAGAAAAGAGAAGUGAUGGAAAUAGAAAUGAAAGUACUAUUGUUAAUUGUGAAAGACUGGAAGAGAAAGAGGAGAAGGGAAGAAAAGAAAAGAGGCUUGUUAUCAGUGAAGGAAAUAGAGUUGAAAGAAAAAGGAGAUGGGAAGAAAAGAAAAAGGGUGUGUUAUUAGAGUGAAGGAAUAGAGAUGAAAACUGCAAGAGGAGGAAGAGGAAAAGAGGAAGGAAAGGAAAGGAAACAGAAACCAUGGCAUUGUAAGUGUGUGUGUGUGUGCGUGUGUGUGUCCUCCGAUCCUAUGUGUAAGAGGAUCUGAAGGGAAUCACACACUACAUCUGUUUAUAUAUAUUGUACAGACACUCCUUGAUGCUGUUGAGUUAAUAAUAAAAGUGUGAAUUCUUAUC